AUUGGCGGGGACUCAUAUUUCUUUGAAGACUCAGAAAACAGACAACUGCACCAAAAGAAUUUUAUAAAUAUACAACAGUCGUAAUAAAACUCGGAAAAUUGCCAAAACCCGUAUAUACUAGCGUUGGCUUUACAAAGAUCAACUCUUCAUGGAUGCUAAAACAAUUCGUCUCUAUUUUGCUUUACUUGUACUCCACAGAUUAACACUUUCUACUUCCACAGACACCAUCACCAUUAACCAAACCUUAAGAGAAGGAGACCUUCUCGUUUCCAAACAAAACAAGUUUGCACUAGGAUUUUUUAGCCCUGGCAAUUCCAGCUAUAGAUAUCUUGGAAUUUGGUUUUAUAAGAUAUCAUUACAAACUGAUACUGUUGUGUGGGUGGCCAACAGGGACAAAGCAAUCAAUGGUUCUGCAGGUUUUCUCUCCAUCAACCAAUAUGGCAACCUUGUUCUCUAUGGUAAUAGAGAUGAAAAGUUACCAAUAUGGUCUACAAAUGUUUCAGUGGAUUUAGCAAAUACUUGUGUAGCUCAGCUCUUUGAUUCAGGAAACUUUGUUCUCAUCCAAGGUUCAAGAAAAAUAAUUGUAUGGCAGAGCUUCGAUCAUCCUACUAAUACCUUGCUACCAGGAAUGCGGCUUGGGCUCGACAAGAGAACAGGUCUCAACCGGUUCCUGACUUCCUGGAAAUCAACAGAUGAUCCUGGAAUCGGUGACUACUCUCUGAAGCUCAACCCAGUUGGCUCACCAGUAUUUUUUCUGUACGAUGGUUCCAAACCUUACUGGAGAGGCACGCCAUGGCCGUGCAGAAGACCACCAGAUAUAUACAACUACAGCUACGUUAAUAGUGAAGAGGAAAUAUCCUAUUCCUACUCUCAUGACGACAGCUCUGUUCUCUUCCAAUUGAUGGUGCAUGAAUCAGGAACGCUUAUGUGGGUUUCAAGGCGUGAAAGUGAUGCUAAUUGGAAGGAGUUCUGGUCAGCCUCCAAGUAUCGUUGUGACUCUUAUGGACGCUGCGGCGCUAACAGUGUAUGCGAUCCUAAACAUGUCAACGUAUUUGAAUGUUCUUGUUUACCUGGAUAUGAACCCAAGUUCCCAAGAAACUGGUUUCCUAUGAGAGAUGGAUCGGGUGGCUGUGUUAGAAAGCGAUUGAAAUCUUCAUCAGUGUGUGGGCAAGGGGAAGGGUUUGUGAAAGUGCCUCAAGUUAAGGUUCCUGAUACUUCAACAGCAGUUUGGGUGCAUAUGAGUAUGUCCCGUGUGGACUGUGAACAAGAAUGCUACGAAGAUUGUUCAUGCUCUGCCUAUGCCAGCAUAAAAAUUCCAGGGAAAGAUGUUGCCUGCUUGGCUUGGUAUGGGGAUUUGAUGGACAUAGUGGAUCUUAUGGAUCAUAGCGGCUACGAUGUUUAUGUUCGAGUUGAUGCAAUUGAAUUAGCUGAGAUUGAGAGAUCAAAUGGUUUUCUUGAAAUGAAGGGGAUGCUGGCUUUUCUGGUAGUUUCAGUUUCGUCAGCAUGGUUUGUCAUCAUCUUAUUUGUCUACUUGUGGCUGAGGAAGAGAAAGAAAAGAGGCAAGUAAUUAAUGAAAUUAAAGAACAGAUCCAACAGGAGAUUGUUUGAUUCUAUAAAUGGUCCACACUAUCACAAAGAUAAUUUUGAAGCGGAUGCCAUCCAGACAAGCAGGAGUCAUACAGACUUGGCAUUUUUCAACCUUAGCACCAUAUCUGCUGCCACUGAUAAUUUUUCUCAAGCUAACAAGAUUGGACAAGGUGGCUUUGGUUCUGUUUAUAAGGGUCAGCUAACUAAUGGAAAGGAGGUUGCUGUAAAAAGGCUAUCAAAAAAUUCGGGGCAAGGAGCAGAAGAAUUUAAAAAUGAAGCUAUGUUGAUAGCCAAGCUUCAACAUAGGAAUCUUGUGAAACUUUUAGGAUGUUGCAUUCAGGAAGAUGAGCGAAUUUUGAUUUAUGAAUACUUGUCAAAUGGAAGUUUGGACUUGUUUCUCUUUGAUAUAACAAGAAGUUCAUUCUUGAAUUGGAGUAAACGUUACGAAAUCAUAGUUGGAAUCGCACGUGGAAUCUUAUAUCUUCACCGGGACUCAAGGUGGCGAAUCAUCCAUAGAGACUUAAAAAGCAGCAACAUCCUCUUAGAUGCAGAGAUGAAACCAAAAAUUUCAGAUUUUGGAACGGCUAGAAUACUCGAAGAUGACCAGAUAGAACACAAGACACAUAGAGUUGUUGGGACAUAUGGCUACAUGUCGCCAGAGUAUGCCGUGUUAGGAAAAUUUUCAGUAAAGUCCGAUGUAUUCAGCUUUGGUGUAAUAUUGUUGGAGAUUAUAAGUGGGAAGAAAAGCAAUGGCUUCCAUCAAGAGGAUCCUUCCCUAACCUUGAUAGGACAUGUGUGGGAGCUAUGGCAAGAAGACAGAGCACUGGACAUAGUUGAUUCGACAUUAAAGGAAUCAUACAAUUCCCAUGAAGUGUUGAAAUGUAUUCACAUUGCACUGUUAUGUGUGCAAGAAGAUGCAAUGGACAGGCCAACAACAUCAGCAAUCAUUGUCAUGUUAGAUAGUGAAAUCUCUCUUCCUUGUCCAAAACAACCAGCUUUCAUUUUCAGAACUUCUUGCAACAGUUCACCAAUAUGGGAAGGACCAAGUUCUGUGAAUGAAAUGUCAAUCACUGAAACUGUAGCUCGCUAAUUGAAGCAUACUUCCUCUCAUAGACUAAGCUAACUAGAAUUAAGGGACUAAAUCAUUCGAUUUUUUAAAUUAAGGGACCAUUUUGCUAUUGGUAGUAGACAAAAACCCAUCAAUAAUAUACAAAUUUCACAGGUACAGACAUUUGCUCACUGAUACAUUCAUC
This is a messenger RNA of Manihot esculenta (cassava), 2840 nucleotides long. RefSeq names its product G-type lectin S-receptor-like serine/threonine-protein kinase RKS1. Gene Ontology annotation, biological process: protein phosphorylation; recognition of pollen. Gene Ontology annotation, molecular function: protein serine/threonine kinase activity; ATP binding. The record is from RefSeq and is a predicted model, not a curated record. The transcript is spliced from 7 exons. Lineage: Eukaryota; Viridiplantae; Streptophyta; Magnoliopsida; Malpighiales; Euphorbiaceae.